Molecule: messenger RNA, 1408 nt
Organism: Didymodactylos carnosus
Lineage: Eukaryota; Metazoa; Rotifera; Eurotatoria; Philodinida; Philodinidae
Source: the annotation of a GenBank genome assembly
AGGGUCCAGAAGUCUCCGAAAAAGUGUUUUUGCGUUUAAACUUAAGAAACUUGCUGUACUGAUCACGAAGAUGUGACCGGUACAAUUGUCUGGUCAAAAAUUACGGAGAUUUAUUUAUGACAAAAAAGUCCAUGAAAUCACAAUUUUAGGGUUUGUACCCAUCGUAAAAAAAUUUGCCUUUGCUUGCGAACUUCGUUUACAUACCAAACGAUGUGUUAUCUCUUAAGGAUUAUUUGCACAAAAAAUCUCGCCAGCGUACAACUACAAACGGCUACGCAAGUGGAAAACGUGAUUUUUUAGAGUAUGUCAAUUUUUGUGUUUUUGAUCUGUGGAAGCGAAGGGCUGUCGAAGGAACUUGAAAUUAACAGUGCACAUUCACCAGAAGUUUCUCUUUCAAAUGCUUUUUCAAUCACCCGUCUAUCAUUUCUACCACCCAAAUUACUCUUAAAAUGGAAAAACAGGAAAAAGUGUAUACUUUAAAACGACGGCAAAUUGCCGGAAGUCUACCGCGAUAUGUAGAGGUCACAGAGGCAAACCUUUGGAUACUCUACUAUUAAAUCACAUAUGCUCUAUCCGAUUUUCUUAUUUAAAAAACACUCCUGAAAACUUAGGUGUGCUCGAUAUUUCUAAAAUGCAUGGUCUUCUCAUGAAGUCUCUCUUAGGACAGGCUAUCUCGCACCACCGAGAAUGGCGGUCAUAUGGUCAAAAAUUACUCCCACUUUUUAUUAAUGUUUUUUUAGACCAUGAUGAAAGUACUUUCCGUUCGAAUGAAAUUUCUCACAAGCGCUGGAUGGCCGAUGGACACGAACCGUUUUUUGUGAAGGGGAGAGGAAGAUCUCUUAUGGUUAGCGAUUUUCUUGUUGCUCACCCGUCGUCACCACUCCUCCGUCUAUCCGAUUCUGAAUUCCAUUCGGCUGUAAAAAAAUAUCCAGAACUUUCAAAUACUUCGGGCAUAAAUUAUGAAACAAAUUCAGCCACUGCGUCCAUUGCCAUAGGAACGGAUAAUUAUUUUACUAACGAUGUUGUGUUAGAGGAGUUUGAACGGUUGUUCAAGUUAUUACCGUUUAAGAAAGAAUUCAAGAACUGCAAGUUUGAAGUUCUUGUUGACAACGCCACCACUCACACAACAAAACUUUGUUCUCUAAGCGACUUUCCAAAACGAGAAGGUUAUCGUUGUCCCGUUGACUUCCUAGAAUGGAUGGAUCAGAAUGGUAAACAUCAGAGACUCAGUUGUUAUUAUCCCUCGGACGUGAAAGAAGGUUGUUCAAAAGGAUUGUUAGUGAUCGCCAAAGAACUCGGCUUUGACGUGAAUGAGAAAACAAAAUUACCGGAGUUGAAAGAAAAAUUGUCUACAGACGCUGCCUUCAAAACCGUGAGUGUCACUACGCACAUAUUUAUUUAUUUUUAA